CACGCCCCUUUCCCGCCAACCCGCAACCAACCGGAGCAGGAACCCCGGAAGUGAGACCACCACCACCGCCACCUGUGAGCCGACAGGUGUUUGCUUCCGCCCUGAUGGCAGAGGCUCCCGCUCGCCGGCCCCCUCUAGCAUCCCCCCGCUGAGCAAAACUUGGUGUUUGUUGCACCUUGAGAGGAACUUGUCGGGCUUGCAGGAUGAGCGCUUACACGGUGUCGCUGCCCGGGCCCGGACCUUGGGGUUUCCGUCUGCAGGGCGGCAAGGACUUCAACAUGCCGCUGACCAUCUCCAGGAUCUCGCCGGGCAGCAAGGCGGCGCUCGCCAACCUGGUCCAGGGCGACGUCAUCGUGGCCAUUGAUGGCGUCAGCACGGAGGGCAUGACUCACCUGGAGGCCCAGAACAAGAUCAAGAUGGCCACCUACAACCUGGCGCUCACCAUGUCCAAGUUCAAGCGUCCUGUCGUCAUGCCGACUCCGAGGAUGGACAUCAGCUUUCCCAUGAUCCCUCACCAGCAGGUGUUCACCCCCGCUGCUCCCAACGUCGGCUUCAACGCCAGCGGGCCGAAGGAAACCUCGGUGUCCACCACCCACAAGCACAUCGAGGUGACGGGCCCUGGCGGCAAGGCCACCAUCAUCCAUGCCCAGUACAACACGCCCAUCAGCAUGUACUCGCAAGACGCCAUCAUGGACGCCAUCGCAGGCCAGACCAUGACCAAAGGCCACGACGCUGGCCCAGAACCGUUCAAAGAGCGCCUGGUAGACAGCGCCUCGCCGGUCUACCAGGCGGUCCAAAGUGCGGGCAAGGUCCAGGAUGAGGGGGAGUGGGGUCAUCGGAGCAGCAGCGUGCAGUCCAAGUCCUUCCAGGUCUUGGCCCACAUGACAGGAACCGACUCUUUGACCGAGGAGGAGGAGGAGCUUAGAAGGAGCAGCAUGAAGCGCCAAUCUGCUGCUGGCGCCAGCGUCCAGCACCGAGCUGCCGUGUCAAGCCAGUUCGGUCAGCCUCCUUCCCAGCAGGCCCCGCCCCCUCCGCAGUACCAGCAACCUCCUUCCCAGCAGGCCCCGCCCCCUCCGCAGUACCAGCAACCUCCUUCCCAGCCGGCCCCGCCCCAGUAUCAACAGGCCCCGCCCACCCAGCAAAGCUCCAUUCAGAUACCGGUGGGCUCCGCCCCUCCCAAGGUGGUCAGCACCGCCUGCAUCUACCCCUCCCAGCCAGCUCAGGCCCCGCCCCCGCCGCGACCUCACCCCGCCGCCGCGCCCUUGCCUCAGGGCGUUGGCGCCGCCUCCAAUCGCCCCCCCUGGGUGACCGACACCUCCUUCGCCGACAAGUUUGACCCUGGCAAGACCACCACCACCGUCGUCAAGGCGGCGCCGCCGCUGCCUCAGGCCGCGCCUCCUCCGCCGGCGUACAUCCCCAACCCUUCCCCCGCCGCCAAGAGCCCCGCCCCCGCCCACGUCGCUCCCAACCCCGCCCCCUUCCCGCCGGUGGCCAGAGGCGUGGCGCAGCGGGCGGAGAGGUUCGCCGCCAGCAGCCGCACGCCGCUCUGCGGCGCCUGCAACAGCAUCAUCCGGGGUCCCUUCCUGGUGGCGCUGGGCCGCUCGUGGCAUCCCGAGGAGUUCAACUGCCAUUACUGCAACGUGUCGCUGGCGGACGUCAGCUUCGUGGAGGAGCAGAACAACGUCUACUGCGAGAAAUGCUACGAGGAGUUCUUUGCCCCCACCUGCGCCCGCUGCAGCACCAAGGUCAUGGGGGAGGUGAUGCACGCUCUGAGGCAGACGUGGCACACUACAUGUUUUGUCUGCGCCGCCUGUGGCAAACCUUUUGGCAACAGUCUCUUCCACAUGGAGGACGGAGAACCUUACUGCGAGAAAGAUUAUGUGGCGCUCUUCAGCACCAAAUGUCACGGCUGUGACUUCCCGGUGGAAGCUGGAGAUAAAUUCAUUGAAGCUUUGGGUCACACCUGGCAUGACACCUGCUUCGUGUGUGCGGUGUGUCACAUCAACCUGGAAGGCCAACCUUUCUACUCCAAGAAGGACAAACCUUUGUGCAAGAAGCACGCUCACGCCAUCAACGUGUAACCUAGCAACCACACGCCGUCAACCUGUGACCUAGCAACCACACGCCAUCAAUGUGUAACCUAGCAACCACGCGCCAUCAAUGUGUAACCUAGCAACCACGCGCCAUCAGUGUGUAACCUAGCAACCACACGCAUCAAUGACUAACCUGCCAACCACACGCAUCGUGUAACCUAGCAACCACACGCCAUUCACCCGUAACCUAGCAACCACAUGACAUCAACCUGUACCCUAGCAACCACACGACAUCAACUUGUACCCUAGCAACCACACGCCAUCAACGUGUAACCUAGCAAACACACACAUCAACGUGUAACCUAGCAACCACACACGUCAACAUUUAACCUGGCAACCACACACUUCAACGUGUAACCUGGCAACCGUACCCCAUCAAUGUGUAACCUAGCAACCACACACAUCAACGUGUAACCUAGCAACUGUACGCCAUCAACGUGUAACCUAGCGACCACACACAUCAAUAUGUUACCUAGCAAUCACACGCCAUCAACGUGUAACCUAGCAACCACACAAAUCAAUGACUCACCUGCCAACCACACACCAUCGUGUAACUUAGCAACCACACGCCAUCAACUUGUAACCUAGCAACCACACAACAUCAACCUGUACCCUAGCAACCACACACAUAAACCUGUAACCUGGCAACCACACGCCAUCAACUUGUAACCUAGCAACCACACACAUCAAGGUGUAACCUGGCAACCACACACAUCAAUGUGUAACCUACCAACCGUACACCAUCAACGUGUAACCUAGCAACCACACACAUCAACGUGUAACCUGGCAACCACACACAUCAACGUGUAACCUAGCAACCGUACACCAUCAACGUGUAACCUAGCAACCACACACAUCAACAUGUAACCUGGCAACCAUACGCCAUCAACGUGUAACCUAGAAACCACACACAUCAACAUGUAACCUGGCAACCAUACACCAUCAACAUGUGACUUAGCAACUGUACGCCAUCAAUGUGUAACCUAGCAACCACACACAUCAACGUGUAACCUGGCAACCACACACAUCAACCUGUACCCUAGCAACCACACACAUUAACUUGUAACCUGGCAACCACACGCCAUCAAUGUGUAACCUAGCAACCAUACGCCAUCAAUGUGUAACCUAGCAACCACACACCAUCAACGUGUAACCUAGCAACCACACACAUCAACCUGUAACCUGGCAACCACAAGCCAUCAACGUGUAACCUAGCAACCACACACAUCAACAUGUAACCUGGCCACCACAUGCCAUCAACGUGUAACCAAGCAACCACACACAUCCACAUGUAACCUGGCAACCACAAGCCAUCAAUGUGUAACCUAGCAACCACACACAUCCACAUGUAACCUGGCCACCACACGCCAUCAAUGUGUAACCUAGCAACCACACGCCAUCAACGUGUAACCUAGCAACCACACGACAUCAGCCUGUACCCUAGGAAACCACACACAUCAAGCUGUAACCUGGCAACCACACCCCAUCAACGUGUAACCUAGCAACCACACAGAUCAACAUGUAACCUGGCCACCACACGCCAUCAAUGUGUAACCUAGCAACCACACACCAUCAAUGUGUAACCUAGCAACCACACACAUCAACCUGUAACCUGGCAACCACAAGCCAUCAACGUGUAACCUAACAACCACACACAUCAACAUGUAACCUAGCAACCACACACAUCAACAUGUAACCUAGCAACCACACACAUCAACGUGUAACCUGGCAACCACCCGCAAUCAACGUAUAACCUAGCAACCACCCACAUCAACGUGUAACCUAGCAACCAUACACCAUCAACAUGUGACCUAGCAACCGCACGCCAUCAACGUGCAACCUAGCAACCUCUUCUUCACUUGUACACGUGUGUGCUAAAACACAUUUUGCUUUUGCUUUUGCUUUUUUAAAUCUUCCAAUUUCAAAUCAAAUCUUUGUCUUCUGUUUUUCUCUUUGAAUUGUUCUUCUUGCUCUUUUUUGUUUGCAACAACUUGAAACCUUUCAGGCUGUGAAUGCAACUCAAGCCUUACUGUGGUCAAAUUCCCCAGCUUUUUAAAGACACUUGAACUAACCACAGGCGACAAUCUGCACUGCAAUAAACAUACAAGAAAGUUGAACUCUAUGAAUAAAUAUGUCAUCUGCCCAAAAGUAAUAUUUAAAUACUUUGUCAUUGUUUUAAAUAACUGUAAUAAUACAAAUUAAUCCAAUGAGGUACUAUUUAUUGAUUUUAUAGUAUGUGUAAUAUAGUUUACUGCAAGCAUUUUUGACCAGAAGUAUUUUAGACUCUUGAACUCAGCACAUUAAUUCCUGCAGGAUUUCAGUCACCCAAAGUACCAUUUGAAUGUCCUACGCUCUGUUGGACCCUUGAACUCAGCACAUUUAAUCCCAAAAUUACAAACCCCCAAAGUAACAUUUGAAUGUCCUACGCUAUGUUAGACACUUAAAUUUAGCACAUUUACUCCGACAAGAUUACAAACCCCCAAAGUAACAUUUGAAUGUCCUACACUAUGUUAGACACUGGAACUCAACACAUUCAGUCCUGCGGGAUUACAGUCAUCCAAAGCAACAUUUGAAUGUCUUACACUAUGUUAGACACUUGAACUCAGCCCAUUUAAUCCUACAGGAUUACAAACACCCAAAGUAACCUUUGAAUGUCCUACACCGUGUUGGACACUUGAACUCAACACAUUCAGUCCUGCAAAAUUGCAGACACCCAAAGUAACAUUUCAAUUUCCUACACUUUGUUAAACACUUGAACUCAGCACAUUAAAUUAGCACAUUAAAUUCUGCAAGAUUACAGACACCCAAAGUAAUAUUUGAAUGUUCCACACUAUGUUAGACACUUGAACUCAACACAUUCAGUCCUGCGGGAUUACAGCCAUCCAAAGUAACAUUUGAAUGUCUUACACUGUUAGACACUUGAACUCAGCACAUUCAGUCCUGUAAAAUUGCAGACACCCAAAGUUUUCAAUUUCCUACACUUUGUUAUACACUUGAACUCAGCAAAUAACAUUUUUCAAGAUUACAGACACCCAAAGUAAGAUUUCAAUGUCUUACACUAUGUUAGACACUUGAACUCAGCACAUUAGAUCCUGCAAGAUUAGAGAAACCCAAAGUAACAUUUGAAUGUCCGACACUGUGUUAGACACUUGAACUCAGCAUAUGACAUUUUUCAAGAUUGCAGACACCCAAAUUAAGAUUUCAAUUUCCCACACUAUGUUAAACACUUGAACUCAGCACAUUAAAUCCUAUAAAAUUAGAGAAACCCAAAGUAACAUUUGAAUGUCCUACACUGUGUUAGACACUUGAACUCUGCAUAUGACAUUUUUCACGAUUGCAGACACCCAAAGUAAGAUUUCAAUGUCCCACACUAUGUUAGACACUUGAACUCAGCACAUUAAAUCCUGUAAGAUUAGAGAAACCCAAAGUAACAUUUGAAUGUCCUACAUUGUGUUAGACACUUGAACUCAGCACAUUCAGGCCUGCAAAAUUGCAUACACCCAAAGUAACGUUUGAAUCUCCUACACUAUGUUAGACACUUGAACUCAGUACAAUAAACUUUGCAAAAUUGCUGACACCCAAAGUAACAUUUGAAUUUCCUACACUUUGUUAUAAAUUUGAACUCAGCACAUUAAAUUCUGCAAGAUUGCAGACACCCAAAGUAACAUUUGAAACUUCUACACUAUGUUAGACACUUGAACUCAGCAUAUUAGGUCCUGCAAUUGUGCAGACACCCAAAGUAACAUUUGAAUCUCCUCCACUGUUGGACACUUGAAGUCAGCACAUUAAAUUCUGCAAUAUUGCAGACACCCAAGGUAACAUUUGAAUGUCCUUCACUAUGUUAGACACUUGAACUCAGCACAUUAAAUCCUGCAGUAUUGCAGACACCCAAGGUAACAGUUGAAUGUCCUAAACUAUGUCAGCCACUUGAACUCAGCACAUUAAGUCCUGCAAGACUGCAGACACCCUAAGUAACAUUUGAAUGUCCUCCACUAUGUUAAACACUUGAACUCAGCAGAGGCUAUUUCACACACAGUAUCUAACGUUAGAAUGUCCCACAGUGUUUUGGACACCUGAAGUAAGCACAGACCAUCACACUGUUCCGGACAACAAGCCACUAACUGAUCCCGGCCUUAUUUUUAUUAUUUCUUUGCAAUAAAGUGUGAUAUUUAUUUGCAAUAUGGUGCUCAGAAGAAAGCGCUGGAUUUUUUUCUUAGAGUGUUUUUUUGUUUUGUUUGUUUUCUGUUUUUUUUGUGACCUUGGUGAGAGAAAUGUCAGCUUUGUGCUUGUAGAGUCAUCACAAUGUUGGUCAGGACGUAAAGUACUAUUGAUGUAGUACUACCACUAGUUAGUAACAGCAGUACUACUACUAGUUUAUCUUGUGUUACCGUAGUAACAGCAGUACCACUACUAGUUUAUCUUGUGUUACUGUAGUAACAGCAGUACUACUACUAGUUUAUCUUGUGUUACUGUAGUAACAGCAGUAGAACUACUAGUUUAUCUUGUGUUACUGUAGUAACAGCAGUACUACUACUAGUUUAUCUUGUGUUACUGUAGUAACAGCAGUAGAACUACUAGUUUAUCUUGCGUUACUGUAGUAACAUCAGUAGAACUACUACUUUAUCUUGUGUUACUGUAGUAACAGCAGUACUGCUACUAGUUUUUAUUGUGUUACUGUAGUAACAGCAGUACCACUACUAGUUUUUCUUGUGUUGCUGUAGUAACAGCAGUAGAACUACUACUUUAUCUUGUGUUACUGUAGUAACAGCAGUACUACUACUAGUUUUUAUUGUGUUACUAUAGUAACAGUAGUACUACUACUAGUUUAUCUUGUGUUACUGUAGUAACAGCAGUACCACUACUAGUUUAUCUUGUGUUACUGUAAUAACAGCAGUACUACUACUAGUUUUUAUUGUGUUACUGUAGUAACAGCAGUACCACUACUAGUUUAUCUUGUGUUACUGUAGUAACAGCAGUAGAACUACUAGUUUAUCUUGUGUUGCUGUAGUAACAGCAGUACUACUACUAGUUUUUCUUGUGUUACUGUAGUAACAGCAGUAGAACUACUAGUUUAUCUUGUGUUACUGUAGUAACACAAGAUAAACAGUAGUAACAGCAGUACCACUACUAGUUUUUCUUGUGUUACUGUAGUAACAGCAGUACUACUACUAGUUUUUCUUGUGUUACUGUAGUAACAGCAGUAGAACUACUGUUUAUCUUGUGUUACUGUAGUAACACAAGAUAAACAGUAGUAACAGCAGUAGAACUACUAGUUUAUCUUGUGUUGCUGUAGUAACAGCAGUACUACUACUAGUUUUUCUUGUGUUACUGUAGUAACAGCAGUAGAACUACUGUUUAUCUUGUGUUACUGUAGUAACACAAGAUAAACAGUAGUAACAGCAGUACCACUACUAGUUUUUCUUGUGUUACUGUAGUAACAGCAGUACUACUACUAGUUUAUCCUGUGUUACUACAGUAACUGCAAUUGUACUACUAGUUUAUAUUGUGUUACUUUAGUAACAGCAGUACUACUACUACUACUACUAGUUUAUCUUGUGUUAUUGUAAUAAUAGUAGUAGUACUACUAUUUUGUCUUGUGCUACUAUAGUAACUGCAGUAUUAGUACUAGUUUAUUGUGUGUUACUGUAGUGACAGUAGUUGUAAUACCAUUUUAUUUGAGAUUACUCUAUGAACAGCAGUAAUAGUACUAGUUACUGCUGUAACAGUAGUACUAGUUGAUAGUAUGCGACUCUAGUAACAUCAGUAGUAGUACUAGUUAAUGCAGUAACAGUAGUACCAGUUGAUCGUAUUUUACUUUUGUAACAGCAGUAGUAGUACUAGUUAUUGCAGUGACAGUAGUCUAGUUGAUCAGCAGUAUUAUUACUAUUUUAUCGUGUGUUACUGUCGUGACAGCAGUAGUACUACUAGUUUGUCUUGUGCUACUGUAGUAAAAGCACUAAUAGAACUAGUUUAUCUUGUUUUACUGUAGUGACAAGUAGUAAUACUGCUAGUUUAUCUUAGAUGACUCUAAUAACAGCAGUAAUAGUAUUAGUUACUGCACUAGCAGUAGUACUAGUUGAUCUUAUGCUACUCUAGUAACAGCAGUAAUAGUACUAGUUACUGCAGUACUAAUUGAUAUUUUUCUACUCUAGUAACAGCAGUAAUAGUACUAGUUACUGUUGUAACAGUAGUACUAGUUGAUCUUAUGCUACUCUAGUAACAGCAGUAGUAGUAUUAAUUAAUGCAGUAACACCAGUACUUCUGCUAUUCUAGUAACAGUAGUAGUAGUACUAGUUACUGACGUAACACUAGUACUCGUGCUUCUCUAGUAACAGCAGUAGUAGUACGAGUUACUGAAGUAACACUUGUACUUAUGCUACUCUAGUAACAGCAGUAGUAGUACUAGUUACUGCAGUAACAGUAGUACUAGUUGGUCUUAUGCUACUCUAGUAUCAGCAGUAGUAGUAGUAAUUACUGCAGUAACACUUGUACUUCUGCUAUUCUAGUAACAGUAGUAGUAGUACUAGUUACUGAAGUAACACUAGUACUUGUGCUACUCUAGUAACAGCUGUAGUAGUACUAGUUACUGCAGUAACAGUAGUACUAGUUGAUCUUAUGCUACUCUAGUAACAGCAGUAGUAGUACUAAUUGCUGCAGUAACACUAGUACUUCUGCUAUUCUAGUAACAGCAGUAGUAGUACUAGUUACUGAAGUAACACUAGUACUUAUGCUACUCUAAUAACAGCAGUAGUAGUACUAGUUACUGAAUUACACUAGUACUUAUGCUACUCUAGUAACAGCAGUAGUAGUACUAGUUACUGCAGUAACAGUAGUACUAGUUGAUCUUAUGCUACUCUAGUAACAGCAGUAGUAGUAGUAAUUACUGCAGUAACACUAGUACUUCUGCUAUUCUAGUAACAGCAGUGGAAGUACUAGUUACUGCAGUUGUAUAGUAGUAGUACUCGUUUUGUUUACCGCGACACAAACACAUCACGGCUGCUAAGUCAACAGACGAUGACGUUUGAGAUUUACGACUGUCACUGGUGCCUUGAACACACCGUGUCCUGUGUCACCUGCACAGGUGAAGCACUUUGGACACACCUGGGUAUUUGUUGUGUUGUGUGAUUGCGUGCAUGCAUCACUUAGUGUUGUGCUGCUGCGGGGAGGAAGUUUUCAUCUCACCUGUGAAGAAUGUCUGUGGAAUAAAGUCACACUUUUGCUGCA
Molecule: messenger RNA, 9317 nt
Organism: Nerophis ophidion (straightnose pipefish)
Lineage: Eukaryota; Metazoa; Chordata; Actinopteri; Syngnathiformes; Syngnathidae
Product: LIM domain-binding protein 3-like
Exons: 15
Coding region: 204-2081 (625 amino acids)
Biological process (GO): actin cytoskeleton organization; heart development; muscle structure development
Cellular component (GO): adherens junction; Z disc; filamentous actin
Molecular function (GO): actin binding; muscle alpha-actinin binding
Source: RefSeq, a predicted model, not a curated record